Molecule: messenger RNA, 794 nt
Organism: Lolium rigidum
Lineage: Eukaryota; Viridiplantae; Streptophyta; Magnoliopsida; Poales; Poaceae
Product: protein cornichon homolog 4-like
Exons: 5
Coding region: 61-474 (137 amino acids)
Biological process (GO): vesicle-mediated transport
Source: RefSeq, a predicted model, not a curated record
CCACCCCCAACCCCCAGGCACAGCCGCGCCGGCCGGAGGGGCCAGGGCCGGGGAGGGAAGAUGGUGUUCGUCUGGCUCGCCGCCUUCUUCCUCGUCGUCACGCUCAUCGUGCUCGUCAUCUUCCAGUUAAUGUGCUUGGCAGAUCUGGAGUUCGAUUAUAUCAACCCAUUUGAUUCAUCGUCUCGAAUAAAUAAAGUGGUUAUGCCAGAAUUUAUAGUGCAAGCACUUCUAAGUGUAUUAUUCCUCAUAACUGGGCAUUGGGCAAUGUUUUUGCUUUCUGCCCCAAUGGUGUACUAUAAUUAUACAUUGUACGAGCGGCGGCAGCAUCUAGUAGAUGUGACAGAGAUAUUUAAUCACCUAGCCCGGGAGAAAAAACGCCGUCUUUUUAAGAUAGGGGCUCUUGUCAUCCUCCUAUUCUUGUCAUUGUUCUGGAUGAUUUGGAGUGUAUUAUUGGACGAGGACGACAGCCAUUAGUUAGGUCUUAUGGAGAAAAGAAGGCAGGCAUGCCCUCGGGGAGCUGUUUGUUGCUCAAGUUUAGUGAAAGCUCCUAUUGUUGUAGCGUGUGAUGUAAGCUAGGAGCCACGCCCUAUUUAUUUGUUUGCAUAUCUGGUCAUAUGGGGCAAAGAAUGAUUUUGUUCACGUCGAAUUUCGGAUGCAAAUGUGUGAUUAUGUUGAUGUGAGGAUCAAUUCUUGUAGCUGACCAGGAAGUACCGGCAUUUCGGUUUAGUGCAACUCUUCUUUUAGGGAGGUUUAGUGCAACUCUGAGUGCAAUCACAGUUGAUUCUUUCUGUUGA